Pseudophryne corroboree (corroboree frog) is the source of this 1847-nucleotide messenger RNA. Its product is annotated as gastrula zinc finger protein XlCGF17.1-like. Lineage: Eukaryota; Metazoa; Chordata; Amphibia; Anura; Myobatrachidae. Gene Ontology annotation, molecular function: RNA polymerase II transcription regulatory region sequence-specific DNA binding; DNA-binding transcription factor activity, RNA polymerase II-specific. The transcript has a single exon. Gene Ontology annotation, biological process: regulation of transcription by RNA polymerase II. The record is from RefSeq and is a predicted model, not a curated record. Gene Ontology annotation, cellular component: nucleus. Bases 39 to 965 code for a protein of 308 amino acids.
AUGGACACACAAGCAGGAAUAUCUCAGAAGGACAUCUAAUGUUAUCCCCGGAUUGUGACAUAAAAGAUAAUGACAGCAGACAGGAUUCUCCAGGAGAUAACCCCAUUACCCCAAUUAUACAUCCAGCUCUAUCAGCUGAUCCCUCUGAUCCUGGAAAAUGUUCUCCUGAUCACUCUGAUAUUGGUGUAUCUGUUACACCUCUGACAGUAGAUAUAGAGUUUCCCUGUUCUAUAGGUGCCAGAUGUUUUACACAGAACACAAAGCCUAUUAACCCACAGACAGGUAACGCAAGUGAGAGGCCAUUUCUAUGUUCUGAGUGUGGGAAAUGUUUUACAUACAAAUCAGAUCUUGUUGCACAUCAGAGAAUUCACACAGGUGAGAAGCCAUUUCCAUGUUCUGAGUGUGGGAAAUGUUUUGCACACAAAUCAGAUCUUAUUAAACAUCAAAGAUAUCACACAGGUGAAAAGCCAUUUCCAUGUUCUGAGUGUGGGAAAUGUUUUGCACACAAAUCAGAUCUUGUUAUACAUCAGAGAAUUCACACAGGUGAGGAGCCAUUUCCAUGUUCUGAGUGUGGGAAAUGUUUUGCACGCAAAUCAGAUCUUGUUAUACAUCAGAGAAGUCACACAGGUGAGAAGCCAUUUUCAUGUUCUGAGUGUGGGAAAUGUUUUGCACACAAAUCACAUCUUGUUAGACAUAACAGAAGUCACACAGGUGAGAAGCCAUUUUCUUGCUCUGAGUGUGGGAAAUGUUUUAUCCAGAAAUCACAUCUAGUUAUACAUCAAAGAAGUCACACAGGUGACAAUCCAUUUCCAUGUUCUGAGUGUGGUAAAUGUUUUGCACAGAAAUCAGAUCUCAUUAAACAUAAGAGAAGUCACACAGGUGAGAAGCCAUUUUCUUGCUAUGAGUGUGGGAAAUGUUUUACCUGUAAAUCACAACUUGUUACACAUCAGCGAAGUCACAGGUGAGAAGACAUUUCCAUGUUCUGAGUGUGGGAAAUGUUUUGCACACAAAUCAGAUCUUAUUAAACAUGAGAGAAGUCACACAGGUGAGAGGUCAUUUUCUUGCUCAGAGUGUGGGAAAUGUUUUACAUGGAAAUUAUAUCUUGUUAUACAGUUGUGCUCAUAAGUUUACAUACCCUAGCAGAAUAUGUGAUCUGGCCUUUUGUCAGAGAAUAUGAAUAACUCACAAACGUUUCUUUUACUCAUGUGGUUGGGUGAAGCCAUUUAUUGUCAAACAACUGUGUUUACUCUUUUUAAAUCAUAAUGACAACAGAAACUACCCAAAUAACCCUGAUCAAAAGUUUAUCUACAUCUCUGACCUUAUCUGCCUUUACACUUCCACCCGUCCUCUUUGCUCUUCUAAUGCACGCUGACUCUCCUGCCUACGGAUUACUUCCUCCCACUCCUACCUCCAAGAUUUUUCACGUGCUGCACCAUUUCUCUGGAAUUCCCUACCUCUCCCCUUCAGACUCUCCACCUCUCUACAAAACUUUAAAUGGGCUCUCAAGACCCACUUCACCAAACCCAGCCAAAUCUCAUCCUAACCCUCUGUUCCACGCUCUCUAUGUACCCCAGCUGUGUCACUCAUCUGUCUACCCCUCCCCUUUAGAAUGUAAGCUCUCACGAGCAGGGCCCUCUUCCCUCAUGAGCUUAUUUCUUACUUUAAGAAUCUUCAACUGCACCAAAUCCAGCAGUCUGCUGAUGUAACUAUGUUUAUUUUCCCUGUACUUGUCCUAUACUGUCAUCAACUGUAAGUUGCUGUUUUCCUGUUUGAUUAUUUGUUUAUGUACUCUGUAAUUAGGUGCUGCGGAACCCUUGUGGCGACAUAUAAAUAAAGGAUAAUAAUAA